CAUUAACUCGACUGGUUAAAAUCAGAUCAUACGAAUAGGACUUAAAUUGAUCAAACCAUCAAAAUUUAGUACACUAAAAAUCAUCCUCAAAUCAAAGCCCAAAACCGUUUGGAAGAAACACCAUUUACAGUCGCAAAUUUGUCGCCCGCAGUAAACGAUCGAUCAAAGCUCACGCCUGAAGUUCCAUUUUGGAGCUGUAUUAAUUGCACAUCGCACUUCAGAUGGUGUGUGGCCGUUAAUCGGCGAUCUCCAGAUGUCUCUUUGCCUCGACGACGACGACCUGUCCUGAUCUCCGCAAGCCCGACGAUUAGUUCGGUAAUAAAUUUACAGAAAUUUCACUUAAAGCUUAAGACAUGGAGGAGCAAUUCAUACUCAGGGUUCCGCCUUCUGUGGCUGAGCGAAUCGACCGCCUGCUAAGCGAGAAUGCUUCAGAGGACAAAGACUUGGAUUUGUCAAUAUCAGAGGAUGGUAGGAGUGGCACAUUUGUCAUAGGAAAUGAACGCUUCCCUACAUCCCUCCUGGAUCUUCCAUGUAUAGUAGAAUCUUACAAGACUUAUGAUGAUAGUGUGCUAAUCAAAACGGCAGAUAUUGGUCAGAUGAUUCUGGUGAGGGAAGAAGGUGAUCCUGCCCCUGAUGGAGUGGAGUACAAACAUGGACUCACCCCUCCAAUGAGAGAUGCUCGGAGGCGAAGGUUUCGCAGGGAGCCAGAUCUAAAUCCGGAGCUUGUGAGGCGUGUGGAGAAAGAUUUGCAGAAUAUCAUGGCUGGUGGAACGGCAGAGAAUAUAGAUGUGGAAGUGGCUGAACAAGAGGAAGACGGUGAAGAAAAUGCACGCACUGCUAAUAAGAAAGCAGCAACCAAGCAUGCAGCAAAACUCAGUGUUCCUGAUGCUGGCCCUGCUGGUGAGAGAAGUGAUUCUGACGAAUCUGAUGAUUCAAUAUAGCUCGUCGGUUUUCAGAAGAACUGAAGCCUCGAUGGAGACAAAUGGUGUUGGUUGACCAACCAAAGUGGAACUUGGCUUGCUGCACACACCCCUAUUAUGCAUUGAAUUGUAGCUGUAUACAUAUAUUUCAUCGAGGAAUCAACAUAUUUAAUCUAUUUAGUUUUUCAUUUUCAUUUACCCUAGUGCCAAUGAAAAUGAAAAUGAAAAACGAAAUAGAUUAAAUAUGUUGAUUCCUCGAUGAAAUAUAUUUUACUAUUUAGUGUUUUGUUUAAAUUAAUAUGUUUGAAUUAGUAUUUUACUAUAUUUAGCAGAUUUUGAAUUGUUAGAAUUAGUAUUGGGUACAUAGUAAUAGUCAACUAAUAGACUAAAUUUAUGAAUUUAGGCAGUAGUAGUAAUUUCUCACAAGUAUUCACUUCUAAAUGGUUAAAUAUUUGAAUUUUUGUGUGUGUUGAUACGUACUUUGUAAUCUUUGAACUACUCCGUAUUAUUGUGCUCACAUAGAAUUACUAAUAACUUCUAUAGUUUGUGA
Messenger RNA from Cuscuta epithymum, 1470 nucleotides. NCBI's taxonomy places the organism in Eukaryota, Viridiplantae, Streptophyta, Magnoliopsida, Solanales, Convolvulaceae. The record is from the annotation of a GenBank genome assembly.